GUGCAAGAGAGAGAGGAGAGAGAGAGAGAGUUUCUCCUACCUACGCCUCUCCCUCUCUCUCUCUCUCUCUCUCUCUCUCUCUCUGUAUACUAAAAGGAAACUCCUUUUUGGGGCAUUGGGCUCGAGGGGAAGGGUUCUGCUACCGCGGACUCUCUAGGAGCUUCUUUUUCGUCGUCGUCGUCGUCGUUGUUGUCUUCGUUUGGGUUUCCAUGGCGGUGGGGAGCGACUUCGACCAAUGGCGGAAAGAUCCCUUCUUCUCCGCGGCGGAGGAGGUCCAGGAAUCGGCCGAUACAAUGGAAUCUAUGUAUCGAAUGUGGAUGCGUAAUCGAAGAAUCGGGUUUAAUUCGGAAGCUUCAGAUGAACUGCGCAGGGAGCUUCGUACUGCUCUAGGCACUGCAAAAUGGCAGUUGGAGGAGUUCGAGAGCGCGGUCCAUUUAAGUCACGAAAAGUACUCAUCGGAGGAGAACGCAAUCACUAGGCAUAGGCAAUUUAUAGUUGCAAUUAAGAACCAAAUUCGCCACACAGAGAGCGAGUUGAAUGAUUCUUUUACCGAAGAAGGGAAGCAGCCGCUUUCUUGGGUUCAAUUAGACGAUGAAGAACGCGACGAUCUCGCGCUUUUUCUUUCUCCGAUCCCGCAAACAUCGCAAGAAGCAAAGGAUAUUACUAGCUAUCACAAAGAUGUAGCUGUAGAUAGUCGAGAUGCGAAAUCUUUGGAGCCUUCCAAAAGCGGAAAAAGUGAAAACGACGGUCUCUCACAAGUAGCGCGGUCGAAUGGUUCGUGGGAAAUUCAAAUUGACGAUGAGAAGAGAGUGGAUAGAAAAUCGGUCGAGAUGAGGCAGGAUAUGCCGAGUUGUUUGUUGAAUCGUUUUGGUAUUACAAGAAGUGUUGAAUUUGUAGCGAAAUUAAGGUGGUUUAGGAAUAGUUUUUGGAAGGCUAAGAGUGAGGAGCACCUUCAGUUGAGGCGGGGGUUGUCGACUUACCUCGAGUUCAAUGGAAUCACUCCGUUUGUGCAGCGGUUUAGCGGCUUAACUGAAAGAAGCAGAAGCUGUUUCAGUGGCUGGAAGGAAAAGUCUGUAGUUCCCAAUGUUCAGAAACUCUCCGGUAGGGUGGAUGGAGUCCGACAGCAUAUACGUGGCGCCAGAUACAACAUGCUGUUCGGCCGAUCUCUUAGGAUCACUUUCUUGCUUUUGUUGAGUAUCAUAUUAAUUGUGCCAUUCCUCUUCCACUCGACAUGACCGAGCCAGUCACGCGCAUGGCUACUGAGGAGGUUAUAUUUUGGAUGUACAAAAAGAGUCACAAAAACUAGCCCAAUGAUAGAGGAACUUCUCCCGAAACGGUCGAGAAAUUGUCGAUUCCAUAUAGGAAAACUCCGAAGAAUAGUUUUCAGCGGAGUGAAGCUCAAAGUGUUCCUAAUUGUAAUUUCCGCGACGAUUUAUAGUGUUUAUUUGAUUGCGAUAUUUAGGUGAAUCAACUUCACCAGCUGUAGCAACAGUGUAAUUGUAACAGAGUAUAUAUGUAUGUAUGUUGAUGAAAACAUGCCUAUUUUGAAGUUACUUUCUUAGUUAGCAUGGCUUCAACUAAAUGAGCUUCUGGAACUGGAACGUAAAAGUAGAAGCUUUAAAUUGAAA
Molecule: messenger RNA, 1628 nt
Organism: Ananas comosus (pineapple)
Lineage: Eukaryota; Viridiplantae; Streptophyta; Magnoliopsida; Poales; Bromeliaceae
Product: syntaxin-61-like
Exons: 6
Coding region: 210-1235 (341 amino acids)
Biological process (GO): Golgi vesicle transport
Cellular component (GO): membrane
Source: RefSeq, a predicted model, not a curated record